CUAUUCAGUAGACCUCUCGUAUUAAUCGCAGACGGAAUCAUGCUGAAAGUUGCAGUAAUUGGAGCGGGUGUUAAUGGUGUGUCGAGUGCAAUUAAAAUUCAAGAGCAUUAUCAAAAUGAAAAGAAGAUAAAGGUGCAAGUGACUAUUAUAUCUGAUGAAUUUUCGCCAAAUACGACGGGGGAUGGGUCGGCAGGACUGUGGGGACCCUUUUUGCUGGGAGGUACAGAUCAGAAGAAAGUUUACAAAUGGUCCAAGGACGUGCAUCAGUUUCUGGAGAAGAUCUGGUUGAGUGAUGAUGCAGGGGAGGCGGGUGUUUGUCUGGUUCCCUGUGUACGCCUGAGUACGGAACCAAAUUGCGCUGUCGGAGACUUUUGGCGUGAUAUUGUUUAUGGAGCUGUCGAGCUGACAUCGGAACAAUUGGAAGUAUAUAAUAAAGGCAGGGAUUCCAAGUUCACUGCGGGACUUUCCUUUGUCACUUACACUUCCGAACCGAUCAAAUUGUUGCCCUAUCUGAUGAAGCGGUUUGUGCGAAGAGGAGGAGUUGUUGUUCAGCAGAAGAUCACUGAUCUCGAGGGAUUCGUCAGAGAUUCGCCCUACGAUGUGAUUGUUAACUGCACGGGACUCGGAUCCAGGCAGCUACUGAACGAUGGUCAAAUGUACUCGGUUCGUGGUCAGGUAACUCGGGUGAAGGCAAAUUGGAUCUACACCGUGGUCUUGGAUGAGAGUGACGAUGGCAACUAUAUUAUACCCAACACCGAGUCUGUAGUACUCGGUGGAACCCAUCAGGAAAAGGAUUACAACGAGAAUAUCUGUCCGGUGGAUAAACGUUUCAUUACCGACGGAUGUCGGCGCCUUUUGCCGGGAUUAACCCAUGCCCAGCAUCUAUUCGAUUGGGUUGGCCUUAGACCAGGUCGAUUGGAGCUACGCCUCGAAUCGGAGAGGCGUGGCUCAAAACUACUCAUACAUAACUAUGGGCAUGGCGGAAGUGGAGUCACCCUGGCCUGGGGAUGUGCCGAUGAUGUUCUACAUUUGUUGCUAGCGGACAAAAUCAAUUCCAAAUUGUAAUGAACUCAAUCAGAUCUAUAAGUGUAUUAUCAGCAGCAAAUCAAGCACUUGAUGCUAUAGUACUAAUUGUUCAAACAUACGAUUAUACGACAACACAAGUAUACGAUGUCUGUAUACAAUGGAUGAACAAUAAAUAAAUCUUAUCACCUUUUUCUUAUCGCAAA
Drosophila innubila is the source of this 1229-nucleotide messenger RNA. It is a transcript of the gene Daao2, whose product is annotated as D-aspartate oxidase. NCBI's taxonomy places the organism in Eukaryota, Metazoa, Arthropoda, Insecta, Diptera, Drosophilidae. The record is from RefSeq and is a predicted model, not a curated record. Gene Ontology annotation, molecular function: D-amino-acid oxidase activity; FAD binding. The transcript is spliced from 4 exons. The coding region runs from base 40 to 1065 and encodes 341 amino acids.